Molecule: messenger RNA, 3387 nt
Organism: Pteronotus mesoamericanus
Lineage: Eukaryota; Metazoa; Chordata; Mammalia; Chiroptera; Mormoopidae
Gene: CEP126
Product: centrosomal protein 126
Exons: 11
Coding region: 1-3387 (1128 amino acids)
Biological process (GO): non-motile cilium assembly; cytoplasmic microtubule organization; mitotic spindle organization
Cellular component (GO): centrosome; midbody; ciliary base
Source: RefSeq, a predicted model, not a curated record
AUGCUGACCGGGAGGGCCGGAGCCCGGAGCGCCGUCGCGGGACUGGGCGCUGAAUCCUCGGACACUCGCGACCAAGCCCCCCUCAACCCUAGGUUGAGCGGUGGGCGUCACCGACCUGGCGCUUACCUAGAUAUGAAAAUCCAUCUAGAGAAAAAUUUAGAAGAAGAGCGCCAAAUAUUACUGCAGCAACAAAAAAUAUGUCGAAAUCGAGCACGUAAAUAUUUUGUGGAGUCAAACCGGAGAAAAAAAGCUUUUGAAGAUAAAAGAAAAGAACAAGAAGAAAGAGAACAUCAAAUUAGAGAACAAAUACUUCAACAAAGAAAACAGAAGUUUGAAGAAGUUACUGAAAAAUUUCAGCGUGCCCAUAUUCCUCUUUCACAGCGGAGGAGAGCAGUUUUUCAAAAACCAGUGCCUCCAUUAGAAGAGGCCCUCAAACAAAUUCAAGAAUCCAACUUAAAAUCAAAAGUGAACUUUUCUUCUUCCCACAGAACAGCAGUAAACCAGAGAACUAUAGAUAAUACCUUACCUUCAUCACUAUCAAAAAAUGAUCAGAAGCAUCAGAAACAUCUCUUAUCCAAAAUCAAUUGUGAUAAAGAAAUGAAAGAAAACAGCAGGACAAACUUGGCUCCUAACAAAGAUGCAUUCCAGCUUAAACUAGAGGAAACUCAGAAACUCCUAGAAGAACAGCAUCUAAGCAGUUUGCAAAAAUUUUGUGAUGAAGUUUAUCAGAUAACAAAUUCUGAAACCCUCUCAAAUGUAGACAGUCUUGAGGCUGGAGAACAUGAAAAUAUCUAUUUAACACUUAUUAAUGAGGAGCCUUCCACAUCAAUCCAGCAGAGUUCUAUUUUCCUUAAAUCAACAAAUCUGCAAUCCACUAAUCUAAGCUGCUUUGAUGAAGAUAAACUGUCAUUCUCUAAAACUCAACAUAUAAAUAAUUGGUUAAUAAAUUUAGAUGAUCUAAAUACUCAGAAUGUUAAACCUUUCUCAGAUACUUUAAGUAAACCUAAUGUUCUACAUUCUCAUGAAUGUUUUAAUAGUAAAGAACAAAAUCCAUCUGCUCUAUAUAGAACUGUGGAAAGAGCCACAAAUGCUACCAAUAAUCUAGUAAGCUUUGUAUGUAGUCCACCCCUAUUUGUUCAUGAUAAAAAAAGCAAAAAGACCUCUGAAAAUAGCACUAUGAGGACAAUGGACUCCUCCUCUUCUAAGGCAUUCAAAAAGGAGAGACCUGUAGUUAUUGAGAACCCAACAUUUAAAUUCAGCAAAUCCUGGAAUACUCCAGAUUGCCUAACGCAAGAGAUGGCUACAAUUUCAGAACAAGUGAAAUAUUCUGAAUUAACUCAAGAAAAUAGAACUACUUCAAUUCCUAUUUCAUUUGUACCUGUGGCAGCAUCUUUAUUUUUGCCACCUAAUACACAAUCAUCUAAACCUUUACCAAAGAACAGUAUACAUAUAAGAGAAAUCAACCCAGUGCAGUGUUCUGAUAAAUUAGGAGAAUUGAAAGAUGCCAAAAAUGAAAAGAUCAAAUAUUUUAAUUGUAAUAAGGAUGAAUUGCCUAUAUUUUCAGAGAAUUUUCUAACUGCCUAUAUACCUCACAACUCUGAUUCAAAAGGUAAAAAACAGAAAAUAACUAAAACAUCUACAUCAUUGUCUGAUAUAAUUUCUAAUUAUGACUUAGUUGGUCAGCACAAGAAAAGGAGAUACAAUAUUCAUGAGAAAAGCAGUGUGAGGUUUCUUAAAAGUAUUUUAAAAAAAGAAUCUAAAUAUGAACAUGAUUAUUUCAAGGCACUAGUUAUAAAUCAAGGCUUUAACAUAGGAAAUCAAAAAGCAGGAGCUAUCAGAGAUAGUAUUGAAUUAACAAAAGAAAAAGGAAAAAGUGCGGAAAUUCCAAAGACUAUUAAAAAACUGAGGUGGUUUGAUGAAACUGGAGAUAUUACAGGGAAAAAUUAUGAAGAUAACCAUUCACUGAAAAACAGAAUGGAAAUAUCUCAACAGUGGUCUCAACCUCUCCACAUUCAAACUAAUAAUGGUGCUACCAACAACAUAAGUAGUGUUGCUGCUUGUACUGUAAAUUCUACUACUACAAAAAAGUCCAAUGAUGAUUCUGUCUCUGGAAAUGUUGCUGCUUUAGGAGGAUCUGGAACUAACCCUGCAUCUUUGAACUGUUCUAUACCUUCAGAUUUUAACAUUGCUAAGCAAGCCUGGUCAGCCUCAGAAAAAGAGGAAAGUAAAUCUCCUAUACACAGCGGUAAUUCUAAAACUCAGAAAGCUAAUCUACAAAGAGAUAAAACAAAGGUAAUUAGAACAACAUCUGCUAAAGUUCAAUCAGGGUUUGUAUAUCCAAACAGAAAAGGCACUGUUAUUCGAACACAAUCUGCAAGCAACGCCAACACAUUUUUACAAGCUCAGGGUAAAUUAAUUGUACCUCAUCCUCCUAAACCUCCAUCAAAUAUUAGGAGUGAUAAAAAUAUACAGGUAUCUCAGUGUCAAUCAGAAAUGCAAGAUUCUCAAAACAUUAGUACAAAUAACUAUUUUAAUUCAAAAUAUGUGCUUCCAACUGAACACAAGUUGAAUCAGUGGAAUAAAGAAAGUAAUCUUCCACUCUCAGAUGUUUGUUCUGACUCAGCCACUGUGAUGCCAUUUCUACCAUAUUAUUCUUCUGCAUGCCAAACUUCGGCAAAAAUAAAUCAUUCAAAUGUCACUGAAAUCAUUGCCCAGCAAGAUGGGGCAUUAUAUGGCACCCAAAGGUGUCCUGUUUAUCAAGAAAGUCAUCACUCUGUGGCUUUUAGACCUAUUAAAGAAGAAUCUGUUCCCUCAUGGAAGAGACAGCAUAAUAUUCUGGGUCAAAAUGAAAAGGCUGCUGAUUCUACUGUUAUGAGAAGAAAACGAAUUAUUGAAAAUAAAAAGAGGACUCUUUUAGAGCAGAAAAAACAAAACCCUGGAUCUGUAGGACAGAAGAGCAGUGAGCAAAUAAAUAAUUUUGGACAAAGUGUCCAGCUAAGUUCAAGUCAGCCAAAACAAACUACAAGGGGUACUUCUAAUACUGAAGAAGUUUCAGACAGUACUGCUGAGUUUUUGACAGCUGAAAACCUAGUGAAAUCUUCAGUGCCUGAGGAUGAAAUUCUAAUUGUCAUGAGUAGCAAGCAGCUGCAGAAACCAGAUCUGGCUUUAAAUAAGACCCAGCAAUUCAACAUUUGUGCACUAUCAGCUGAAGAACAGAAGAUUCUACAGUCCCUUGAUCGUCUUAAUGAAAGGUUAUACUAUGUGCAAGAAACCAUUUGCAAAAAUCCAUCCAUCAAAAAUAACUUACAAAUGAUACCAUUUCUGAAUAUCCAGACAAGGACCAGUCAAUCUCCUGAUGUUGGAUCUGGAGUGCAGAGAAAAUACUGA